Molecule: messenger RNA, 1440 nt
Organism: Chlorella variabilis
Lineage: Eukaryota; Viridiplantae; Chlorophyta; Trebouxiophyceae; Chlorellales; Chlorellaceae
Exons: 10
Coding region: 1-1440 (479 amino acids)
Biological process (GO): fatty acid beta-oxidation using acyl-CoA oxidase; lipid homeostasis
Cellular component (GO): peroxisome
Molecular function (GO): FAD binding; fatty acid binding; acyl-CoA oxidase activity
Source: RefSeq, a predicted model, not a curated record
AUGGACGCCACCAGCAGCAGACGCCUAGCAGCUUUGGGCGGCCAUCUGGUUUCCGCAAGCGCCGUUUCGGAGGGUGGCGGCGCCGUGGUGAAUGAGCAGAUGGCGGGUCUGGGCCUCAACGACACCGCCGCCACCGGCAGCGGCGUGCAGCAGGAGCUGCAACGCCUGCUGGAGCACGACAGCUUUGAGGAGCGCCGGCGGAUGAAGGAGCUCAUGAAGAGCGAGCUGUUCAUACCGCGGUACGCGGUCCCGCUGGCGGAGGAGCGCGAGCUGGCGCUGCAGCGCCUGCGCGUGCUGUGCCACUCGGGCAACUUUCGAAUCGAGGACUUUCGUGUCGACCCCAUGCGCAUCUUUGCCGCCCACGAGUGUGCCGCCUUUGCCGACCCCAGCAUGGCCACCAAAAUGACGGUGCAGUUCAACCUGUUUGGCGGCACCAUCCUGAAGCUGGGUACGCAGCGGCACCACGACCUGCUGCUGCGCGGCAUCACCUCCCUCGACGACAUUGGCUGCUUUGCGCUGACGGAGCUGGGGUAUGGCAACAAUGCUGUGGAGAUGGAGACGACGGCCACCUUUGAUGCUGCCACCGACGAGUUCAUCAUCCACACACCCACCCCUCUGGCGCAAAAGUAUUGGAUCACCAACUCCGCCAUACACGCACACUGGGCGGUGGUGUUUGCGCAGCUGCUCAUCGGCGGCACCAACCACGGCAUCCACGGCUUCCUGGUGCCCAUACGCGACAAGCAGGACCUGCGGCCCUGCCCCGGCGUGCGCAUCGAGGACAUGGGGCACAAGAUGGGGUGCAACGGCGUGGACAACGGCAAGCUCUGGUUUGACCGAGUGCGCGUUCCGCGGUCCGCCCUGCUGGACGCCUUCUCUCAGGUGGAGCGUGACGGCAGCUUCCGCAGCGUGGGCAGCCUGGAGGUGCUGCAAGCGCUGUUUGUGGUGCGGGAGGGGCGGCUGCUGGGCCAGCUAGUGGCGGCCAUGAAGGAGGGCCGCUCCGGGCCGCAGGCAAGCCCCGCUGCGCUGCUGCUGCGCCGCGUGUUUGACAUCUGGAUGCGCCAGCAGAGCGACACCGUGCAGCACACGGCGGCGGCGUUUGCGGAGCGAGAGGUGCUGGAGGCAUGCUGCCGCGCGCUGGCGGCGCGCAGCCUGUCGCCCGCCCUGCGCGCCCUGCUGGAGCCCGUGGUGCGCCUGUACGCGCUGCACCGCCUGGAGCAGGACCUUGCCUGGUUCCUGACGGAAGGCCUGGUGCCGCUGGCGUCGGGCACGGCGGUGGGCGAGGCGGCGCGCGCGCUGUGUCGCCAGCUGGCGCCCCACUACCGCACCCUGCUCGACUCCUUUGGCAUCCCGGACCACCUGGUGGCGGCGCCCAUUGCGGGGGACUGGGCUGCCUACAACGAGGCCGACAACCAGGGAGAGCUGCUGGGGCAGGUGUGGUGA